Molecule: messenger RNA, 2679 nt
Organism: Folsomia candida
Lineage: Eukaryota; Metazoa; Arthropoda; Collembola; Entomobryomorpha; Isotomidae
Gene: ecd
Product: protein ecdysoneless homolog
Exons: 9
Coding region: 265-2373 (702 amino acids)
Cellular component (GO): nucleus
Source: RefSeq, a predicted model, not a curated record
AGACCGCACUGCUGAUCUCCUCGCGAUUUUCAAAAUAAAAUUUUACAACCGGAAUAAAAAUAAAAAUUAUGAUUUUCAUUUUGUGAAACAAUUAAUUUAACUAAUUGCGGUGGUAGAUUAGCUAACUAUAUAAAGACAAAUUCAAGUAGUGCCAUUUAACAAUUCAGUCUUUGGUUUUAUUUUGUGUGGUUGGGAUUUGAGAUUAUUUGCAUUGAACUUCGUCUGAUUUUGGUUUAAUUGACUGAAAGGCGGACAUUACAAGUCAUGGCCACCCUAAAAGACGUCCUUCAACCUGAAAAACAUGACGAAUGGGUGCGGUAUUUUAUCUUCCCCUCAUCCUCAUCGUCAUCUGACCUGCAAGAACAACUAUUUCGACUCAGUGCCGCAUGCCAAACCAUUAUUGGAGAUUACAUCUGGCACAACGAGCCAUUUCUUUUGAGACGAGGACUUGCUCCGUUGUCAUCAUUUGAUGAUGAAGAUGACACCGAAGGUCAGCAGGAGAAAUGUCACAAUGGAGAUGAUAACUUGCCAUACUUUUACGGGAUGACUCAUUUUGGUGACAAUUUGGAAGACGAAUGGUUUAUUGUGUUCAUUUUACGAGAAUUGAGCAAGAUGUUUCCAGAGUUGGUGGUCAAGGUGGACGAUAAUGAUGGGGAAUUUCUAUUAAUUGAGGCAGCUGACCAUCUCCCCGAUUGGGCAGAGUCCGAUGAAUGCUGUAAAAAUAGGGUUUACCUACGUCAAGGGAAAGUUCAUCUCAUCCCGAACGAACUGACGCCCAACUGUACGGAGGACGACGGUUUAAAAAUUGCUCAAGCUGUUCAUACCAUACGGCAAAAUCCAAUAUCCGCAUCCGUUGCGAACGAAAGUAUCCAAAAAGUAAUUACCAAUCGUAUCGGCAACUAUCCACAAAAGAUGGAGGAGAAUUUCUACCAUGUCAAAAUAUUCUUGCCACCACUUCUUGCCACUAUAUUAAAGGAGAAGCCAUCCCUUGUUUCAGUGGGAUCACUUGCAUUUUAUCUGAGAGAUCCGAUUAGUUUAAAAGCGACAAGACUGAUGAAAACCUUCAAGCCUGGAAACGGAUUGGUAAAAUCACGCGUCCGUUUUACCAAGUGCUUAUAUGCCAUGUUGACGAAACAAGAUUUUCGUCCAGACAGACGAUCCGGUUGGCCUUCUCAAAGCCCGUCAUCAUCCGAGUACAAGGCACACAGUUUGGGUGCAAAACUGACAACCGGAUUCGAAAUUGUAUUAGAACAAGGUCGAGGGAAUUCAUCUGCGCCAUCAUCGACCAAUGGAGUGGAAACCUGUGAUGGCGAUAAUUUUGGUUGGCUUCGUUAUGAGGAAGCCUUAAAGAAGACGGGCUACUUUCGUGGAUAUAUGGAGGGGUCAAAACCAUAUCAGGAUCUGCUCUCUGGGGCAAAAGACUUUUACAAAACGAAUUUGGCAAAUGUAGACGGUAAUUCCUCUGCUAGCCAUCCCGUAUUUUCUUGGAAAGAAUCUGUAUGUCAGGAAGUCAAACAUUUGGCGGACACUGUCAAAGUCGAUUUAGACCAGCUCCAGAGCGAAAGUGAAACACUUCCAGAAGACGAUGACGAUUCAUGGCUAGCUAUCAAACCGGAAGAUUUGGAAUCUCUAUUACAAGCAAAGUUUAAUUCAGGGGGGUUAAACCCAAAUGAUAUUCCAUCUAAAUUGAAAGAAUUUAUGAAGCAGAUUUCUGACUUCUCUGGAGUAGAACCGGUUGGUGAUUCCACAAGUCAUCUCUCAAACAGCUCGUCAUCAGGAUCGCCACGCGAGAAUGGAGCCGCCGCUGGGGACUCGCAAAUCGAUAGCUUUGGAGAAAUUGACUUCAGAGCGGACGACUUUGUAUCGGCAAUGGAUAAAUUACUUCAUGAUUUAGGCGCUCCAGACAAAGAUUGGGAAGCUUCCGACGACUCCUUCGGAAGUGAUGAAGACGAAUACAAAGCGGAUUUGGAGAGCAUAAGCAAAAUGCACCAAUUUAGCACAGAAUCGCGAGAAUUCUUUGGAAUAAUGGAUCAGAUGGAUACUGAACUUGCCUCCACAACUAUUGGUCAAAGUUUCAAGUCACACCCAAAAAAUGGAGCAAGUCCUUCCUCCUCCAAAACGGUUCCAUCGUCAUCUUCUACCAGUUCCACCACUCAAGGACCAUCUUCUUCAAAAUCUCCCAAAAUUGCCACCGCCUCCGUAACAGAACUAGACGAAUUUGAUCAAGAGGAAGGUCUAACUCCCGUCAACAUUGACAUGAACGCUUUAGCCAAUAUAUUAGAAUCUUUCCAAAGUCAAGAUGGACCCUCUGGACCUUCAGCAAAUCUCCUCAGAAGUGUUGGAUUUGACAUGAACCGUGUUAAAAAGAAGUAAAUAUUCUUCAAAUCUCAUAAUGCAAUACAAAAAACAAAAUUUUUAAUUCUCUUGAAAUUCAUUCCUAAAUGCCAUGCUCUAUGAAAUAAUGAUGUGCAGUGCCGUACCUGUUGUUCAAUUCAACAUUCUAAAAAAAGUCACUUUGAUUAAUCAUGCUUCCAUUUGAAAUUCCACAACAGUCUUCAUAAGUCUUGUUAAAUAUUACAGUCAUGCCAUAGUGCUUCAAAAAACAAAAUUUUACUUGUUCAUACUCGUAUUUUACUUCCUUACUUAUACAAAUGCAAUAAAAAUCUUCUUGUAAGCAUA